GUCGGUCAGAGUGGAGUAGAUUGGACUGCUGCCUGCGUAGUGAUUCUGGGCGCCCCCCCUUUGUUCUGGCACAACACAACGAGCAACACGCAGUUACGCAACGAUAAACCGAGCAAGUCAGAUCGAGUGUAGUAUCAGUGGAUACGAAACUUACAACGAUGGAGGCUCUUAUGAGCGGCCAGUGUGCCUCGCAGAGUCUGGGACCGGCCAACCAGCUGUUUGGGCUGCUCGUGCAGACAAUCCUGGCGGCGCAGUGCACGAUCUCUCCUCCGGAUAUGUGGCCCAAGGAUUAUGGCCCAACGGCCCUUGCGCAGGGGUUGGAUGAGUACGACUUUGUGAUCGUCGGCGCUGGCUCGGCAGGGUCUGUGGUUGCCAACCGGUUGUCGGAGAAUCCAGAGUGGAAGGUGCUGCUGCUCGAGGCUGGCGGAGAUCCACCGAUCGAGUCGGAGAUUCCGGAGACAUUCUUCACCAUUCAGAAAACGGACGCCGAUUGGGAGAAUUAUGUCGAGCGGACCCCGCACGCCAGCAGAGGUUCGAAGGAUGGAGGCUUCUGGCCGCGGGGUCGUACGCUCGGUGGUUGUGGUGCCAUUAACGCCAUGCUGUACGUGCGCGGUAAUUCUCGCGACUACGACAGCUGGGAGGAGCUCGGCAAUCCGGGCUGGGGAUGGAAGGAGGUGCUCCCGUACUUUAAGAAGAGCGAAGACAAUCAGGAUGAGGAGCUGUUAAGGCGCGAUGGUGGCAAGUUCCACGCCAAGGGUGGCUACCUGAAGGUAAGCAACUUCGAGGUGGAACAUCCGCUGGCCGAUAUGCUUCUGUCCGCGUUCGACGAUGCCGGGUUUGAGCGAACCAAGGACGUUAACGGUGCGCGACAGGUUGGUUUUGGCCGGCUCCAGGGGACGAUUAUCAACGGUACACGCUGCAGUCCGGCCAAGGCGUUCCUGGUGCCGGUAAAGGAACGCCCGAAUCUGCACGUCAUCAAGCACGCAGUGGUCGUUACGGUGGAGCAGGAUCCAUCCACCAAGCGGUUCAAGUACGUGAAUUUCCUGAUCGACAACAAGGUGCUGAAGGUGGCACAUGCCCGUCGAGAGAUAAUCUUGGCGGCGGGUGCGAUCAACACGCCGCACAUCCUGCAGCGCUCCGGUAUCGGGCCGAAGUCGCUCCUGAGCAGCGUUAACAUCCCUCUGGUGGCGGACCUACCGGUGGGGGAAAACCUCCAGGAUCAUCUGUUCGUGCCGGUGCUCUUUAAGUUCCACAAAUCGACGGCUCAAAAUUACAACCUGCAGCAGGAGCUGGCCAAGAACAUGUUCCAGUACAUCAUGACCCGCUCGGGACCGAUGGCCGGACACGGCGUGACCAGUGUGACCGGGUUCGUAAACACGCGUCUCCCGACGGAUCCCUUCCCGGACAUCGAGUAUCACUUCUUCCAGUUUGAAAAGGGUUCCGGCAAGUCGGUGCUGUUCUCUGACAAGGUCGGCUACACCGAGGAGAUUUCUCAGUCCAUGCUGGAGGCGGCCACGGAAGCGGACGUCGUGAUGGCCAUCACAAUACUACUGAAUCCUAAGUCGAAGGGACGCGUCACGCUUAACACGGACGACUUCAACGAGUUCAAUCCACCGAAAAUUGUGAGCGGCUACCUCGAGCACCAGGAUGAUGUGGCAGGGGUUCUACGCGGUAUUCGCCAUAUCAAGAAGCUCUUGGACACACCUACGUUCAACGAGCACGAGGGUGAGCUUCAUAGGAUCAAGAUUGCCGAGUGCGAUCAGCUGCCGUACGACAGCGAUGAGUACUGGGAAUGUUACGCGCGUGUCAUGACCCUCACGCUCUAUCAUCCGGUCGGUACAGCCAAAAUGGGCCCAGAUACGGACCCGGAAGCUGUGGUCGACCCGAGACUGCGCGUAAAGGGUAUGGAAGGGCUGCGUGUCGUUGAUGGUAGCGUUAUGCCAAAUAUUGUGUCCGGUAAUACCAACGCGCCGAUCAUGAUGAUUGGAGAGAAGGCUUCGGACAUGAUCAAAGAAGACUGGGGUGCUGAGGCUAAACAUACUGAGCUUUAACACUUUGACUGCCACGCUUGUUUCAGCAGUGUUUUUCUAGUAGGCCAUGCUGUUUUUAGUACACGUUUGUAGCUAUUACAGCUUUUGUGUUUACGUUGUUCUAUUUUGACGUAACAACAAUUUAAAAAUCAUGUCAGCUGGCAAAAAGCAACGAUAGCAAUUACACUCCGGGAGACACUGGCAAUCAAAAAUGAUUACUUAAAUAUUAAUUAAUUUGAGGAACUUCAAACCUUUUAAAAUGAAACUAUUGAGCAAUCACGAACAAAAAGAUUUGAUAUACUCGGUAACUCUCUCAUUCACAUACUUCCUUUUCAAAUACUCCUUUUUGAGCAGCCAUCCAUUUAACAUUUCAUAAAUUUGCAUACUUUGGAUGUCUAAAUAAAUGUUUUCAUUAAA
Messenger RNA from Anopheles coustani, 2447 nucleotides. RefSeq names its product glucose dehydrogenase [FAD, quinone]-like. The transcript has 3 exons. Lineage: Eukaryota; Metazoa; Arthropoda; Insecta; Diptera; Culicidae. Bases 159 to 2051 code for a protein of 630 amino acids. Gene Ontology annotation, molecular function: ecdysone oxidase activity; flavin adenine dinucleotide binding. The record is from RefSeq and is a predicted model, not a curated record.